Asparagus officinalis (garden asparagus) is the source of this 774-nucleotide messenger RNA. RefSeq lists its product as uncharacterized. The transcript is spliced from 2 exons. Bases 88 to 774 code for a protein of 228 amino acids. The record is from RefSeq and is a predicted model, not a curated record. NCBI's taxonomy places the organism in Eukaryota, Viridiplantae, Streptophyta, Magnoliopsida, Asparagales, Asparagaceae.
CUGACGAUUCAGCUCUCGAUCGCCUGGUUGAUUUGGGGAUUUGGCCUGACGAUCGCUGUUCUUGAGAAAAUUGGGCGCUACUCAGGUAUGGCCGACAACUUCAAUUGUGAGGAACUUGAUAAGGUCAAAGGCAAGAGUACGACAUCCAAUUCAUCGCCUCGAACCCCAAGGAAUUCAUCAUUCCCUUGUGGGUUUAACCCGGGCUUUAUGCCUUAUCACUCUUCACAAGUUGGCCAAGGUCCUAAUUUUUGGAAUAAUUUGCAAAUGCAAGAUGCUAACUUUUGGGGAAUUGGCCAACAACCUACAAUGUCAUUCAUGAACAUGCUAAAUGCUCCUCCAAGUUUACAACGUCAAAGUUAUAGCGUGGGUGAAACUCCGUCACCUAUUCAACAAUGUCAAAGCAACAAGAGGGGUGCUAAUGAUAUUGAUGGUGAUGAAAGUUCAUCCCCUAAUCCAAAGAGGAAAAAGAAAGCUAUUGCUCAUAAAUCCAAGAAGAAAGAGGCUUGCAAGAGGAGAGUUAACAUAUUGUGGGAGAGUAAACAUGAUGAUUUGUUAAUUCCUUUCCUUGCAAAAUGUGCUAGGGAUGGAUUGAAAGCGGAUAAGAGGUUCAAAAAAACCGUUUAUAAUAGCGCCGCCUUUCAUAUAAAUGAACAAUUAGGUUCAACGUUCACUUCCGAGAAUGUGAAAAAUCGUAUGAGAACUAUUCGUAAUAGAUUCUUGGACAUGCAAAAAUGUCGUAUAAAUGUGGAAAAUCAUAUAAAUGGCCUUUUCUGA